UAAUUAGACUGGACAAUUUUAGGUGUCUACAGUAAGAACCUUGCCAAUGUGUUUAUAUGAUUAUUUUACAAUGGAAUAACCUUGACUAGUGUAUGGUCUUUCCCAUAACAUGCUUGUAGUGUUAUUUUUGAGAUAGCUUUUUUUCCAAGAGUGUGGGAUGACCUUUCCAUGGGUGUGUAGGAUUCCAUUACAAAGGGUAUAGCCUUAUCAAUGGUUGUUUGAUCUCAACAAGUGGGUAGGUUUCGAUGACUGCCUUUUUUGGUGGCUCUUGACAAAGACAUUUUGUUAUUUAAAGAAUUCCCAAUUCAAUGAUAGUUGUUCUAAACUUCUAUGUAAAAGUAGUCCAACUUUAAUCAUAUGAGUGUUUUGGGUUCUUACUUGCUUCUCCCUUAGCAAUGUGGGGCAGUAUUCUGUAAGAAUUGCAUGGUUGGGUAGUAAAACCUUCUCUUAUUGCCUUAAAAGGGAGAUUGAAGACCUGAGCCCUUCCAUGGAGUUUGUCAUUCUUUUGCUGAUUUUGUUCUUCUUUAAAAAUUUGAAAAUUAUAGUGUAUUUUAUGCAUCUUGGUAGGCCCUGUAAUAAAUUGGGGAUUUGGAAUACUAUUGGAAUCAAUGUCAUCAUUGUUAAACCUCUAUGUGGAUAAAUCAUAAAAUUGAUAAGUUUAUUCUGUUGUUCACAAGCAUUGCAGUUUCAGGAUAUGCCACUGGAGAAGCAGUCUGUCUGGCAUUUAUCUUGAAAGUGCUAGGAUAUUCUACCUAUUCAAGGCAUUAUCAUUAAAUGUUACCAAUUCUCAAACAAACAAACCAAAACUUAUAGUAUUCAAUAACUAUAGUUUCAAACUUGAAAGUUGGUGGAAGUUUGAGUUCUUAUAGUAAUUCUUUCAUCCUAAAACUAUAUUCUUACUUCUCUGCAAUUUUCCCUUGAUUACACCUUGUGCAGAGAGUUAUUAAUUUGCAAUUUCUCUGUUGAACAGGAAAAGGAACAAAAUGGAUAAUUUCUGGGUCCCAAAUCUGAUUUUUGAGCUGGAUUAUUGAAAUAAUUUUGCAGUAUAAAAUCAAUUAUCAUUUUUUUUCUGUUUGUGAAAAUGUUCUGAACUUUCUUCAUGAUUUUACAAUAUUUUUGUAGUAUAUCCGUGAACCAUAUCUCUGUGACUUUUUCUUAUUUUUCUGGAAGCUUGGCAUGUUUGAUUUAAUGCUAUUAGAUUUCCACGUUUGAUUUAAUUUGAUUUUAGCAAACAUACUUUUGAUGCAUACAAUAGGAAAAUUGUUCUACGAUGCAUUUGAAUUACUUGAUGCAAAUUAUAUUCCAGACUAACUUUUACUCUAAACACUGAAUCUUCAGUACUCAGGAGUCAAUCAGGACGUUAGCUUCUUGGAAGCGCUACAAGGAUGUAUCUAUAUGGGACUCUAGCAUACCAGCUCAUAUAGUCUUCAAUGUAGCUUUUUUUGGCUUGCAAUUCCAUGAUUUUCAGUUGCUCAAAGUUUUCUUCAUUUACUAAUUUAGUACAAGGAUGCAGACAUUAAACAUUCCAAUUAUAGAAAAUUCAGCAUAUUUGCAACCAUAGUUAAAAAAUUUGGGCUUGGCAAAAACUCAACUCCCAAAAUUUUGACUCAAGACUUGAGACUUGGCAAAACAAUAGGAAACAGUAACCUAAAACAAACUUAAACUAGUGCAUGAGACACAUGAAGAAUGAAUUUAGAGAACGCCUAAGUCUCUUUUGUUAACCAUUUUGUCACAAUUCAAAGAAUGACCUUCAAGGCUUCAAACACGCUCAAAAUUCAUGAUUUCGAAGUUCCUGUUGAAAAUAUUAGCUAAGUUCGGAUAUCUGAUUAUCAAACUUUUGAUGUUGUCAAAUGACAAUCAAAAUAUAUAUGUAUUAUCUCAAUUUAUUUGUUAUUGGGCUGGACCCAAAUGUAACGUGGGAAACAACUUUAAGCUAGGCUUAAAUGUAACGUGAAAGGCUAUUGGGCUGGACCCAAGGAUGUCUACCGCCAAAAGGAGGAUAUAUAUAAUCAACUUCAAGAUGAAGUCAAACACAUUCAUUUUGAUAUAGCAAUGCGAUCUGCUCUUCCACACUUAGCGAUCUGCUCUUCUGCACUUAGCAAAUCUGCUGUUCUACACUUUGGCGAACUUCAAAGACAUUGUUGAGCGAAGUUGUCAAGAUUGUCUAUGAUUCUGCUCUAGUCUAUUGGAGUCAUCUUCUGCUGAUCUGCUCCUUUCGUCAUCUAUUGCUGGUUAGGGUUGCAUCCUCUAUCAUCUUGCCAACUUGCUGUUUGGAUAGCAAUCAGAGAUAAGUCUGUUAUGUUGUAAUUGCCUAUCAUUGAGAUAAUACAUUUCAUAGUUUAAGGUUGGGUUUUUCAUCUCCAAGAGGGAGGUUUUCCCAUGGUAUUGGUGUCUUGUGUCUUGUGUUUCAUUACUAUUAUUGUUUAUUCACAGUCUGAUUAUAGUUAAUUGGUUUGUUUAACAUCUGAGCACUUAAAAUUAACAUGGUAUUAGAGCUUUAGGUUCAUUCAAAUAAUCAGAUUAUUAGUUGCUUUUCACUUUCAGUUUGCUGUUUUAGUUUUGCAAGAUGGUUAUAGGUCUGAAAGUAGAGGAUAGUCUUGAAGGUUCCCUCACAUCAUGGAAAGUUCAUGUCCUCCUUGCUCUUGAAGAAUUAGAGCUAUUAUAGUUCGUGGAAGAUACGGAUCUGACUAAACCUUUGGAUCCGGAAGAGUUAAAGCAAUUAAAAAAGAAUGCCCUCAAAGCAAAGAAGUUCCAUAUUGAUUCCGUGAAGGAUCAUCUUGUUCCAGUCAUCUCCAAAUUGAAGACAACCCGAGAGAUGUUCAAACACCUAGAAGGGAUAUAUGAGACCAACAACAUCAACCGGGCACUCACAUUGAGGCAACAACUUCUCCAAGUCAAAAUGUGCAAAGGAGAUUCAGUCAUGUCCUUCUUCAUGAAGAUUUUAGAAUUGAAGGACCAACUCAACGCCAUUGGAAACGAGGUUGUGGACAAGGAUAUUGUCAUGAUUGCAUUGAAUAGUCUUCCCGACUCUUGGGAUCCCUUCAUUCCAAGGAUAAGUGGAAGAGCUGAAUUCCCUUCCUUUGAUCGCCUCUGGUCAGAUUGUAUUCAAGAGGAGUCUCGCCUAGCUGCUAGAGAAAUGCACAAAGGCUCUCAUGGAGGAGAUCAACAUGUGCUUGCAUCUCAACAUGUUAGGAGAAAGGUAAGCCAUUGGAAAAAGAACAAUUUCAAAAGAGAUAGAGACUUCAGACCUCCAGCCUUCGAUUCAAGGAGGAAGCCAAGAGAUCUUUCACGUGUCCGUUGCUUCAGAUGUGACAAGUUUGAACAUUAUGCCAAAGAAUGUUAGAAUUCGCCCAUGCAAGGAGAGGCCAACCUGAAUGAAGUUGCAAACUCAAAAGACAAUGAAGAUUACCUCUUCAUUUCUGCCUUGUCCAGCAAUGUGCCAACCGAUAGCAACACUUGGUUAAUCGACAGUGGUGCAUCUAGACACAUCACGGGAUAUCGAGAGCAUCUCUCAGACUUGAUGGAGAAAGAGUCCAACCUUCAUGUGGUAAUUGGUGAUGAUGCUCAGUAUUCGCUCCUGAAUCUAGCGAGCUAUGGCAUAGAAGGCUCGGUCAUCUUCACUAUCAGGCACUUCCUUCACUUGAAAGGAUGGUUAAAGGUAUGCCUAAACUUAAUCAAUCUCAUGAUGAUGCUUGCAAAGGUUGUGCAUUAGGUAAGAACACCAAAAGUCCAUUUCAUAAAAGUGAAAGUAGAGCUAAAGAAAAACUAGCACUUGUUCAUUUUGAUCUAUGUGGACCUAUGUCUGUUCCUUCACCUAGCGGAUUUCUAUACUAUGUUACAUUUAUAGAUGAUUUUUCUAGAAAGACUUAGAUUUACUUUCUAAAAUCUAAAGAAUCUAAUGAAGUGUUAAGUAGGUUUAAAAAAUUUAAAGCUCUAGCUGAAAAUAUGUCUGGUAAAAGGAUUAAAAUGUUAAGAUUUGACAAUGGAGGUGAAUACACCUCAAGUAGCUUCAAUGACUUUUGCGCAGAAACAUGAAUUAAGAGGGAGUUCUGCGUUCCCUACAAUCCUCAACAAAAUGGUGUAGUUGAACGAAAGAAUAGAACCAUUGUUGAAGCUGCCAAAGCUAUGAUUCACGAUCAGGACCUGCAGAUCUUCUUAUGGGUUGAAGCAUCCAAGACUGCUGUGUACAUUCAGAAUAGAUGUCCUCACCGUGUCCUGAAGAACAUAACUCUCGAGGAAGCCUUCACAGGAGUCAAACCAGAUAUAAGCCACCUAAGGAUCUUUGGAAGUCCUGUCUAUGUUCAUGUGUCAAAGGAAAAGAGGACUAAGUUAGAGCCUUCUGAGAAGAAGGAUAUCCUUGUUGGGUAUAGUGAAUCUUCCAAGGCAUUUCGCAUCUACAUUCCUGGUCAAAGGUACAUUGAGGUAAGUAGGGAUGUCACCUUUGAAGAAAAUAUUGCUUUCAAGAAAUCUAAAGGUUCUCUUAUUGAUAAUGAUAAAGAAGUUAAUGAUAAUCAAGAUAUGGAUAUUAAUACUAACCCUGAGAUUCAGAGGGAGCCUAUUGAGCCUCCUGAACCUAUUGAGCAUGAUGAUCCUCGUGAGCCUCUAGUUUCAACUGAUGGACCUAGAGAUAUUGCAGUUAGCAAGAAAAGACCCCUUUGGGUUAGAAGCACAAUUCAAGAUGCAUAACAGUUUGCAGCUCCUAGUGGCACAUUCAGAGAAAGUAAGAGACCUCAGAAGCUCCCUAACUAUGUUGCAAUGAUUUGCAACAUCAUUGAGGCCGAACUAUCUAGCAUAGAAGAAGCUAUAGACCAGCAAGCAUGAAAGUUAGCUAUGGACGAAGAGUAUCAAUCCAUCAUCAAGAAUGAUGUCUGGGAUAUUGUGCCUAGACCUAAAGGUAAGUCUGUUGUUUCUUCCAAAUGGUUGUUUAAAAUUAAACAUGUUGCUGAUGGUAGUAUAGAGAAAUAUAAAGCUAGAUUUGUAGCUCAUGGUUUUUCUCAAAAGGAAAGCAUAGAUUAUGAAGAAACAUUUGCUCCUGUUGCUAGAUAUACUUCUAUUAGAACUAUUAUAGCUAUUGUUGCAGCCAAAGGUUGGAAAUUACAUCAAAUGGAUGUAAAGACUGCCUUCCUUAAUGGUGUUAUUGAGGAAGAAGUCUAUAUUGAACAACUUGAAGGUUUUGAGAUUCAUAAUAGAGAGACUCAUGUGUGCAGAUUGAAGAAAGCUCUCUAUGGCCUCAAGCAAGCUCCUAGAGCUUGGUAUGAAAGAAUUGAUAAGUACUUAGUUAGUUUAGGAUUUUAUUAGAAUGAUGCUGAUCCUAACAUUUACUUUAAAGUAUUUAAUUGUGAAAUGCUAAUUCUGGUUUUAUAUGUUGAUGAUUUAUUUCUAACUGAUGAAGAUAGUCUCAUCAUUAGGUGUAAGAAAGAAUUAGCUACUGAAUUUGAAAUGAAGGAUCUAGGUCUAAUGCAUUACUUUCUAGGGUUAGAAGUGUGGCAAAGACCUAAUGAAAUUAUUCUAAGUCAAGGUAAAUAUACUAUUGAUAUAUUGAAAAGAUUUGGUAUGAUGGACUGUAAACCUAUGUCUACUCCUAUGGAAACUAACUUGAAGAAGUUGAGUAUUUCUGCAGCUAACUCUGAUUUUGCAGAUCCCUCAGAGUAUAGGCAGUUGAUUGGAUCCUUGAUGUAUCUAGUCAACACUAGACCAGAUAUCUACUAUGCAGCGAGUGCACUUAGCCAAUUCAUGAACCAGCCAAAGCAUGUUCACUUGGUGGCAGCCAAGCACAUUCUAAGAUACUUGGGUGGAACAAUUGGCUAUGGGUUGAAGUAUUCGAUCAACACGACAAUCAACUUGGAAGUCUACACUGAUUCUGAUUGGGUUGGAAGUGUUACUGACAGGAAAAGCACUUCAGGAAUCUGUUUCAGCUUGGGUUCCACUAUGAUCUCUUGGGCCAGUAGGAAACAGUCCUCAGUUGCAUUAAGUAUUGUAGAAGCUGAAUACAUUGCCUCAAGUGUGGCAACUAGAGAAGCAGUUUGGCUUCGCAAGCUUCUUGCUGGGUUGUUUGGACAACCAUGGGAAUCCAUUGUUAUUUAUUGUGAUAACCAGAGUUGUAUUAAAAUGUUUAACAAUCUCGUGUUUCAUGACAGGUCAAAACAUGUGGAAACUCAUUAUCACUAUAUUCGUGAUAUGGCACAAAGAGGUGCUAUCCAGCUGAAAUAUAUCAACACUGAUGAACAGGUUUCUGAUGUUCUCACCAAGCCUCUAGCUCGAGUGAAGUUUGAGUACUUCAGAGAGAAGCUUGGAAUGGUGGAGAACACAACAUUGAUUGUGAGGGAGUCUCAAUCUUAGUGAUGCAAUUCAGGUUGCAUCUUCCACCCUCUGCGGGCAAUGCAAGGUGGAGUCACCCUCUGCGAGCAAUGGAAGGUGACAGUGUGUCUUUCUUUGGGAGAAGGCUGAGGUGGAAAAACCUCUUCCACCCUUUGCGGGCAAUGCAAGGUGGGUCCAUCCUUUGCGGGCAAUGUAAGAUGAACAUCAUGAAAUGAGUUCAUGAUAUUUAUGUGUUUUACUGUAGGUAUAAUCCAUGAAGCUUAUACAUUUACUCUUACGGGCAAUGCAAGAUGAAAGUCAUGAAUGGAUCAUGACAUGUGGCAGCUAUCCUCCCUAGCUAAGAGGGAGUGUUGAAAAUAUUAGCUAAGUUCGGAUAUCUGAUUAUCGAACUUUUGAUGUUGUCAAAUGACAAUCAAAAUAUAUAUGUAUUAUCUCAAUUUAUUUGUUAUUGGGCUGGACCCAAAUGUAACGUGGGAAACAACUUUAAGCUAGGCUUAAAUGUAACGUGAAAGGCUAUUGGGCUGGACCCAAACACUUAACGUGAGAAGAAUGUAUUAUUAUUAAAUAAUGUUGCAAGCAGACCUAAGGAUGUCUACCGCCAAAAGGAGGAUAUAUAUAAUCAACUUCAAGAUGAAGUCAAACACAUUCAUUUUGAUAUAGCAAUGCGAUCUGCUCUUCCACACUUAGCGAUCUGCUCUUCUACACUCAGCGAAUCUGUUGUUCUACACUUUGGCAAACUUCAAAGACAUUGUUGAGCGAAGUUGUCAAGAUCGUCUAUGAUUCUGCUCCAGUCUAUUGGAGUCAUCUUCUGCUGAUCUGCUCCUUUGUUCAUCUACUGCUGGUUAGGGCUGCAUCUUCUAUCAUCUUGCCAACUUGCUGCUUGGACAACAAUCAGAGAUAAGUCUGUUAUGUUGUAAUUGCCUAUCAUUGAGAUAAUACAUUUCAUAGUUUAAGGCUGGGUUUUUCUUCUCCAAGAGGGAGGUUUUCCCAAGGUAUUGGUGUCUUGUGUCUUGUGUUUCAUUACUAUUAUUGUUUAUUCACAGUCUGAUUAUAGUUAAUUGGUUUGUUUAACAUCUGAGCACUUAAAAUUAACACCAAAUAGUGUAUAAUUUUGUAACAGCCAACUACAAUCUGCAGCUUUAUUUUCCCCCUCCUAGUACUAUUACUAUCUUGCCUCGAAGAAGGUAAACCUGAAUCAUAUUAAGUGAAUGAUUCCUUAAGUAUAUCUCAAAUCAUCAAUUAAAUCUUCAGACUGCACUUCCAAUCAGUCAAUAAUCACUUUGCUCUGCUGCAUUUACACCUUAAAAAGAUAUAAAUGAGGGGAAAGAAAAUGCAAACUAAUGCCUAGAAAAAAUGGAUUGCAAAUGUUGCCCUCUUGAAGAGGCCUUGCAAAUUGGUGUUUAAGGUGUUGUACUCUACUGGAGAUGGGCAAGUUCGUCAUCCUUUGCAUUUGUCAUUGGUUAUGCUACUCUUUAAACGACAUAGUGACCAUUCUUUGCAUAUAAUGUGUUGACUAAGUAACUGUGGUCAUCCUAGAUGUUUUCAAGUUCUGAUGUGAAGUUAUUUUUGAUUCCCUAAAUCAGUCCCCUAUUUAUAUGAUUAAAUGUUCCCUCAAACUCAUUCAUGGUUCUUGAACAUUAUCAAUUUCUGCAUUGUAGAAUCUAUCUUCUAGCUUUUACAUUACUGUAGUUUAUGUUCCCUUCUCUUUGGUAAGAAAGGUAAGGUUUUAGAGCCAUCAGGAUCUUCAUCUUUGCACUCUAUCUCCGUAUUAAUAUGAUCCAGUAGGCUUGGAGCAAGUUUGUGACAAUACCUUCAAACCCAGUCAUCAUUUGGGGACCACAACUUUGUAUUGUAGGUCAAAUGAGUCCAUACAAAACCAUAUAAAAGCUUAAGAUGUGUACACAAUGAUCAAAGGGUGCAAAAUUUUGUACAACAAAGUUUGUCCAAAAAAAAAAAACAAUACUAAAAGGCUUGAAAUUGAAAUAUACAAAAUUUAGAAAAUUUAGGAAAAUAUAAAUCUACUCUUUUAAAAUUUCAUGUGAUGACAUAUCCUUUCAACUUGUUGGGGGAAUGCUUGUCCCACGGACUCUGAAAUUCGAAGUUGAAUCAUUUCAUUUUGUAUUAUAAAGUUUUUCAUAUUUUGAGGAAAAUCGCUAUAGAAGAAUUAAUGUCUGAAUCUAAGAAUUAGAGAGAUUUGUUGCAGAACAAAGAGAGUCAAGAGCUUCACAUAUCUUCUCAAAUAUUAUUGUCACUUUUGCAUUGAUUAGGGAGUGUGGUAGUUGUCAUUUUAUGACACCCUUGGUCCAUCGAUGAGAACCGAUUAGAGAUAUGUUCCAUGGACCAACGCUGCCCCAGUUUAUCAAGGAGAAAAGCAAUGGAAUUAUGAAGUGUGAAGUGUUGUCUUGUUAGAAGCAAGUUGCUAAGUCUUCCCAACUUCGGUGACCCAGGUCUUCGAAGUUCCCCCAACUCCGGAACCCCCAGGUUCCCAAGUUCCUAGUUCUUCUACCCCGGAACUCCGAAACCCCCAAGUUCCCAAGUUCCUAAGUCUUCAACCCCGGAACUUCGUAACCCCCAGGUUCCCAAGUUCCUAGUUCUUCUACCCCGAAACUCCAGAACCUCUAGGUUCUCAAGCUCCCAAGUCUUCAACCUCGGAACUCCGGAAC
Cryptomeria japonica (Japanese cedar) is the source of this 8981-nucleotide messenger RNA. RefSeq lists its product as uncharacterized. Lineage: Eukaryota; Viridiplantae; Streptophyta; Pinopsida; Cupressales; Cupressaceae. Bases 5344 to 6339 code for a protein of 331 amino acids. The transcript has 2 exons. The record is from RefSeq and is a predicted model, not a curated record.